Messenger RNA from Drosophila grimshawi, 889 nucleotides. RefSeq lists its product as uncharacterized. The transcript is spliced from 2 exons. NCBI's taxonomy places the organism in Eukaryota, Metazoa, Arthropoda, Insecta, Diptera, Drosophilidae. The record is from RefSeq and is a predicted model, not a curated record. The coding region runs from base 59 to 760 and encodes 233 amino acids.
AUGCUUGAGCCGAGCAGAGUCAAGUCAAGCCAAGUCAAGCCGAGCCGAGCCGAGCCAAAUGAAAGACAAAACCGGAAAUAUAAAAUCAGUCUUUGGAACACUGCACACGGCAGCAAUGCAAACAAAACUAGGAAACACUUUUGGUCUGUCGCUGGUGACGCUGCUCCUCCUCUGCUGUUGCAGCGAGCUGAUACAAGCCGCUCCAUAUCCAUCCGAUGCCCCCGAAAAUGUGAUCAACUACAAGCGAUUCGCACGCCGCCGCCCCGUGAAGGGCCGUCCCGAACUGGAGGAAUACGAGGUGCGGCACGUUUACAUCGUGCGUCGCACCACGCCCCAGCCAAAGGUGGUCAAACGUCUGACCGACUUCGAAAUGGAUCAGCGCAUCCAAUGUGACUUUGAACCCACAUUGCCCAAUUGUGCUCGAUUUGCCACUAAACCAAGUGUCAACUGGGCCAGCAGCACGUCCACAUCCAGAACAACAACAACUACGCUUGCCACCACCAGCACCAGCACCAGCACUGAAGUGCCCUUGCUGCCGGAAUUGCCGGAGCAAUUUGACCAAAAAACAUCGAGGCCAGCAGAAGCUGAUUAUGAGGCGGGCCUGAAUGACAAUGAGGAGCUUGACGAAGAUGAUGAGGAAGACAGCGGAGAUGAUGCUGAUGCUGAUGCUGAUGCUGACGAUGACAAGGACCAGGAUGCCUCUGAUUACCUCAACUUCAACCUUGGCGGCAGUAUCGGUGGCAAUGAUCCCACCAAAUAGUGCAUACCCAGAAUACCCAGUGUUCAAUUUUAUAGCUUACGCUUUUUACUACUAAUUAGACGCAAUAUAAAUGCUCAAUAAAAAUGCCAAAGUAUGCAUACAUAUUUGUAUGUAUGCAUAUAUGUAUCU